Messenger RNA from Puntigrus tetrazona (Sumatra barb), 2835 nucleotides. Its product is annotated as thyrotropin subunit beta-like. The record is from RefSeq and is a predicted model, not a curated record. Lineage: Eukaryota; Metazoa; Chordata; Actinopteri; Cypriniformes; Cyprinidae. The coding region runs from base 959 to 1354 and encodes 131 amino acids. Gene Ontology annotation, molecular function: hormone activity. The transcript is spliced from 2 exons. Gene Ontology annotation, cellular component: cytoplasm; extracellular region. Gene Ontology annotation, biological process: G protein-coupled receptor signaling pathway.
UUAAAUAUCUUUAACAUGCAAUCCUAGCUUUUUCAUUUACUUCCGUGCAGCAAAGUAAAUAACUAAUGCAUUAAUGAAGUGCAGUUAUUACCUCAAGUGCUAAUUUGGUCAGGUCCUUUCUGUCAUAUAAAUCAUUUUAUUGUACGAUCGUCAUAUCGUCCUCUUUACCGAGCGAUGUUUUGGAUGUUGUAUUUCAGGGCCGAUGUUUUGAAGCAUGCUUUGGCGGCACAUGUCCCAGCGGCCGAGAGCGGAGCUUUAGCGGGGAUUAGACACUGGAAACAGCGUCCAGGUGAACCACCGAACACGUGAAAACCACAGCCAACAGAACGUGACUGUGAUACCUGCUGACUUCUGACAACUCUGUGACUUUUAUAGGGCUGCCAUACAAUUAAUAGCAUCCUAAAUUGAUCACGUACGUAUAAAAAAAAACACAUUCAUGCUUACAUUUACGAAAAAAACGUUACUGUUAUAUAUUAAAUAUAUCUAUAUAAUUUACACGAAUGUAAGAGUACACAUACUGUAUGUACACAGAUAUUUAAUUUUUUUCAAAAUAUUGCAAAACAAAUAUACGCAGAACACACGUUUAUUAUGUAAACCAGAACCUUACGUUGGAUUAACCGCGAUAAAUAGUUUGGUCAUAAUAUAGAACAAAAUCACGCAUUUAUUCUAUAUAUGAAAAAUGCAAAUAAUAUGAUAUAUUUGAGUGAUUCAUAGCUGAAAUUGCAUUAUAUGCUAAGUUCGUAUGUCGAGGUUUUCCUGUAGAAUUGACGAUAUUUAAUCAAACUGUUGAAAUGCAGUUACCGUUGAUAAAUAGCGAUGCAGAUUCGCCCGUUCCCCGUGGAGAUGUCACGUUGAUCCCCGGCCUGAAGACCCUCCCUCCACCGCACCGUCUGAUAAGAGCCACGCAGAUCAUUUGGGAUUAGCGCGGGUCUGAGAGCACACCAGGAGCCCGGUGAAGAUGAGGAUGCUCUUCUGCGGCGUGCUGCUGGUGCUGGGAGGAGAUGUUCUCCUGGCCUGCUCUCUGAAGAACUACACGCUGUACGUGGAGAGACACGAGUGCGGUCACUGCAUGGCCGUCAACACCACCAUGUGCGGCGGAAUGUGCUUCACGCAGGACACAAACGUGCAGGGAUUCGUGGGCAAGCGUUUUCUGAUUCAGAGAGGAUGCAUGCAUCGUUCCGUGGUCUAUCAUUCUGCUAAGAUGCCCGGCUGUCCGCUCCACAUCGACCCGCGCUUCUUCUAUCCGGUGGCUCGCCGGUGUCACUGCACAAAAUGCGACACCGUACAGAACGAGUGCGUCUACAAGCCAAAACUAACUCCUGCAAAGUGCUCCGAGCUGCUACGUGCCGUCUGAACCGCUACAAGGUUUCCUUCUGAUUGCCUUUAUUUCCACUUAAUGUCUUGGUAACGUUUCCUUGAGGUUUUAUUAGAAAGCGUUUCAGGUACAGGAUGCAUGAACUAUAUGGUUAGUUUUGCAACAGUGUUGUAUAUGUAACACACACACACACACAAAACUCAGCUAUAGUGCCUCGCAGAAGAGAGACGAUGUUUGCUGUGGAUCUUUUGUCUGUUUCUUUUUCAAUAUAAACGUCUGCAUUGAUCACUCAAGUCUCAUUUGCUUUAACUGAUAUUAUAACACGCUGGUUUUGAACAGAAAGAGAAAAACACUAUCACCAGAGCACCGUAUACUACACAAAAAUAGCUAAUAUAAAUCCUCACGAUAUUAAUAAAACAUUCUUACCUCGAAUUUGAUUUUUAAUGUACGAGAGCAGUUUAAAAAAUUACAUUUUUAGGUUGAAUCGAAAAGACUUGUCGAGUACAAUUUGUGAAAAAUGUAUCUUAAACUGUUGAUGAUGGCUUACACGUUUUAUUAUGGAGUCAAGUGUAUGAAUGACGCUGUGAAAACUGAAAAAUAAACAUUUGACUUUUUCAUAUUAUGGAAAUCGCAUAUGGAUUUGGGAUUCGCGUGAUUUUGCUUUUCGGAAACGAAACCAGUUUUGAUUCAUAACUAGUACGGUCUGUGUUCAUAAUAUAUUUGUAAUCCGUUAGGCCGUAACUCGAAAGCAGAAGUAUUUUUAUCUAUGACACAGUUACGACAUAGUUAACCAACAACAACAAAAAGAAGUUCACACCAUACAGUGCAAACAAGGAAUAUGAAGAUGAUUGUGGGAAGGCAAAUCGUUUUGUUAGUUAAAAUUACAUUUAGCAUUCAGCAAACAUCAAGAAAUGUUAACUUUUUACUGUUUAAUACGUCACUGACUGAACUACAUUUGUCCAGCUUGCCAGAUUGAUGUUGUUUCAACUGUUGUUUUUUUAACUUAAUCAAAAAAGGGACAUACUAUAACGUAACUAAAUGAAAUCAAUAUUUAUAAAAGUUAAUACGGUACGUUUUUUACUGUAACAGAUGCAUUUUACUCACAAUCAGUCUACCUAAAAUAGUCCCUUGGAAGAAAAAAUAUGCAUCUCUAAUUUGUACAUUGUCAAAAUCCAUUAUUUAAAUCCGUUAUGUAUUGCGUUGACCUUCAUUGAGUUCAUCUUUAUUGGUUUAUUGAAUAUUUAUUACCGGUUUAUCUAUAAUUAGAUGAAGCGAGAUUAAAGAAUAAAUCGUUUGAAGUGUCUCGAUGGAUGGCGUAGAAGUAAUUCAAUUCAAUUUGUUCAGCACUAUUUAUAUUUAUAUACACUAUUACAUUUUCGAACUGAAGAUAAAACCAACGUGAACAUAUGACGAUGACUUUUAACGUACCGCUUAAGAAAAGUUCCAAAUCUGCGCCAUGAAAGUUUUCGUGGCAGUCAGUCUUUUUCUUCAAAAGACUAAACCUUCUAGAACUUAUAAAU